AUGUAGUAACAUGUCUUCAAGACAGAUAUGAUUCAAUUCUUGGAUUCUUUUCUGCUAAUUUAUCAAUUAGUUACUUAAAUCGCAUAUUCAUUUCAUUACUGAUGACAUAAUUGUUAUGCUAUACUAAUAACACGGACGUUGUUACGUAAUACAUUCUAAAAUACUAAUCGGUGACAAUCAUUAUAUAAAAACCAUGACACGACAUGAACUCUUCGGUAUUCUGUAUUAUAAUUUGAGCAACAGGAGUGUGAAAGGUUAAUUGAAGAAACUGACAGGUGGAGACUGUACCAGUUUUGUCAGGAAGGAACAAUAGGAACAUGAUUGAUCCUGUAUAUUACGAUGGUGGUUUAUUCAAGUUUAUUCCAUUUGAUAAUAAUACUUGGAUAAUUGAAUUAUUAAAACAAAGUGUUGAAAAGAAAGAAACUCAAUUAAUUAUCAGUGUAUGCAUAAUAAGCUGUUUACUAUGUUUAAUUACAAUAUAAAAAUAAUAUUUAUACAUGAUGAUAAUAACAAUGUUACUUAUAAAAAGUCAGUAGAUAACAAAUAUUGUAAUGCAUUGAAGCUAACUUCAUCUUCAUACCAUAAAACAUAUAUGUGUUUUAACAGUUCACAUCUUGAUAAUACAUCAGUCUUCAAUGAUCAAUUCAUGAAACGAGACAACAAUCAACAAUAUAUUAAAAUACAACAUGACAAAUUAAAAGUGAGUAAAGUUUUACCAAUUACAGAAUCAUUAAAGAUCAAACAUUUAAACAAAUAUAAUAUCCAACCAGUUCAAUUCAUUGAUCAUAUUCAAUGUAAUAAUGAUCAUUUGGAAAAUAAUCAAAAUUAUGAAUGGUAUAUAGUAGAUUUAUUUAAAUUUCAUAGAAACUUAUUAUACCGUUUAUUCAUAUACUCAAUAAUUGUUAUCAUCUGUUUUCUAAUUUGUCUAUAUAGUUUUAUUAUAUCUUUUCAACAUAAACAAAAUUUAAUGCAACAAAUGAAUAAUUUACCAUCAAAAUUGAAAUUAAUCUUAUUAGAAAUAGAACAAUUCAGUCAUUAUACUAUAGAUAUAACUUAUAAUUUAACUACAAUUCAUAUUCAUAAUGAUCUAUUACAAAGUUCAUCAACUAAUAGUUUAUUAAAUCAAUUUAUUCAAUGUAUAAAACAAUUUAUUGCCAAAAUUAUUACUUGUUUAGCUACUACUAAUUUAUGCUAUACAAGAAAUAAUUCUUCAUUGAACAUGUAUUCAUUGACAACAUUUGAAUUAAACCAAAAUAAUCUAUCAUUCAUACAAUUAGAAAAGAUUAAUAAAGAAUCAAAUAUGAUAUUGAAUAAUUUUGAUUUAGUUUACAUCGUUAUAUAAAUUUAAAUAAUGUUGCUAGAUUAUUGAAUUCUGAAGUAAUUAGAAAAAU
Schistosoma mattheei is the source of this 1391-nucleotide messenger RNA. The record is from the annotation of a GenBank genome assembly. Lineage: Eukaryota; Metazoa; Platyhelminthes; Trematoda; Strigeidida; Schistosomatidae.